GUGAAACUAAGGGGGCGGCGAUUUCUUAAUUUUUAUCACAAACUUUCAUUAGUUUCUUCUUGUUAUUAUCAACAAAGAACCUACUCAAGAUUAGCAUAAUCGUCCUUUCAAUCCAUUAAUGCUCACAAAUCUUUUAAUCUAUUAAAAGGGGAAAUUUUGAGUGAAAAAAAAUGGAAACAGGUUUGCAUGAACAGGAAUUUUCUCAUUCUUUGGUCGGUGAUGAAUCUAAGACAGAAAUGGGUUCUGGGGAUUACGGAUGCUCGCAUUAUAGAAGGAGAUGCAAAAUUAUAGCACCUUGUUGUGAUGAGAUCUUUGAUUGCAGGCAUUGUCACAAUGACUCAAAGAAUUCUUUAGAAGUUGAUCCACUAAAACGACACGAUGUUCCUCGCCAUGAUAUAAAAAGGGUCAUUUGCUCAUUAUGUAACACAGAACAAGAUGUUCAACAAACAUGCAGUCAUUGUGGGGUUUGUAUGGGGAAGUACUAUUGCUCAAAAUGCAACUUCUUUGAUGACGAUGUUUCCAAGGAUCAAUACCACUGUGAUAAAUGUGGAAUAUGCAGGUUAGAGUUACUAAUAUUGGUCCUCAUUUUUCAGUUCUUUGGUGCAUUUUCCUAAUUUUCUCACUAUAAGAACUCAAAGUCCACAACAUCCGAGACAUUAGCAUGGUCCGUAACAUUUCGACAUAAAUCUCUUCUUAGUGGCUUUAAGUUAGAAAUGCCAAAACAUAUUUGGUUUAUUAGCCAUAUGUUCUUCAUCUCAUUCACUAAAUUUUUCUUUUUGGCGUUUGAUCAUGGAUAAUAUUAGAGUGCAAAAGAUUCAAUGUUACGACUUAGUAGUUACUCUGGUCAUCUUAGUACUUACUCUGGUCAUCGUCCAUC
Molecule: messenger RNA, 877 nt
Organism: Lycium ferocissimum
Lineage: Eukaryota; Viridiplantae; Streptophyta; Magnoliopsida; Solanales; Solanaceae
Product: E3 ubiquitin-protein ligase RZFP34-like
Exons: 7
Coding region: 171-614 (147 amino acids)
Biological process (GO): protein ubiquitination; ubiquitin-dependent protein catabolic process
Cellular component (GO): nucleus
Molecular function (GO): ubiquitin protein ligase activity; zinc ion binding
Source: RefSeq, a predicted model, not a curated record